UUAAAUUUAAAAACAGUAAAAAGAAUUGAAUGUCAAAAAAUUCGCAUGCCUUGCUCACUAUUUGAAAGAUGAUAUAAUAUUUCUAUUUAUAUUCCAUGUAACAAUCAAAUUAAACUUCUCAAAAGCGUUUUGAAAAUUUUAACAAUAAUCAUAUCAUAACUCCAUCAAAUGGCUCUUCAUUGGCAAAUGAUAUACCCUCACCUCACCCUUAAAUUUUACUCAUUCGUCUCGAUAUGCUAAAAAAUAGCGAGAGCCCGGGUCAACCUCCGAUACGAGUUGCCAAAAACGAUUUGAUGUCUCCCAUACCGGGUACAAAGAGCAACACUGGGACAGCGCGUUUGGAUCAUCGAGGCUUCCCCAACGAAUAUGAAUCCUUCGGGUUCAGCCUGUUCGACUCCUCUGCCUUUUUGGCCCCUCCGCCUGCUCUCCUUUACGAGGGUACCGAUGUAAUGGCCGACGCUGCCACAGUUGCCUAUAAAAAUUGUUACCCCCGCGGCGUUUUAUCUUUCACUUCCUCUCAUCUCGCGACUUCAGAAACUGACGAUGCUGCUUGCUCCUCCACUACUGGGGACUCUGCUGAUACUCGUAGACGCUUUUAUCAUCUGCCCAUCCGCGGCCCAGACAAAUCGUUAUCGCUUGCGGCCUCUGAACGCCGCAAAGAUCGAACUGGAAAGGCAAAUAACAUCUCUGACCUAACCCCAGAUAGCACGGGUAUAGGCGCUGUCGGGGAUCUUAAUUCCGACAGCCCUGCAGGCCUAAGGCACGCAAAUCGUGACGACGGUCGUCUUGCUCAUCAUUUUCUCUCCUCAUUUAUGUCGACUUCUAACGCCGCUCGAUACCCUUUGAUGGCAUACACCUCACCUCUCGAAUUUAAUAACGUGGAGUCGUCCCCCGCAUCGGCAUCGGCUUUACCCUUGUUAAACAAUGAUAACCGAGGUAUGGUGCUAUCUCCUCUCACUUCGACAGCAGCCUUGAUUAAUUAUCACCAUUUUCAGAAGAAUCAAAGCCGGUCUUUCGUUCUGCACCAUCAUUUCGGAGAUCAACGAGACCAGGCUCAUAAUAAAAAAAACUCUCCUCUGGACGCUCGGUGGGAUGUAAUCGUAAAAAGCGAAUCUGAGGAACAGGAAUUUUCCGAGGAUAGAUUGCCUUGUUUCCUCAAAUCUAGCAAAAAAUUAUCAAACCAAAACGUUUAUACGAAUUAUUCGUCUAUUAAAAAGGAAGAAACUACUUCUAACGGCAUUCACAUUACCGGUAAUAAGAUAGAACAUAAUGUUCAAAAUAAAAAGCGAUCGAGACUUCACGAACCUGACCAUUUCGAACCUUUGGGUGGAGACGGGGAUCUCGAUUUGGAUUCUGAACAUCUAAACUUUUCACGUCACGUCUCUCACCAACGCGACAACGAUAUCAGAAGCGUAGGGGCGAGUAUUGGCAAUAAUUUAGACCCCAACAACUCCUUCCCAUUUUUCAUGAAAAAUUCCUCCUUCUUUCCUUGUUCCGCUCAAAAUUCUUUCUCCAACGACGUCAACGAUAAAUACAAUGGCGUUGACUCUCGCAACCAAGAGACUCUCUCCAAAAGAACGGGCGAAACUACAUCUAAUGGAUCUAACCCUUCCUGGUCAAUUCGCGUCCCUCGAUCUAGCCCCGUAACCUCUUAUGAUGCAUAUGAUUACUCGCCUUUAAGUCACCUGUCUGGCACAAAUGUCAAUCUACCUACCGAUCACGUCACUCUGACAGCAGAUACUGAAGAAAUUCCCGCUUCCUCCUUCAAACACGGUAUCAGCCGAGGUCCUUCCUCGAUAAGUAAAAAGCCGACUACUCAAAACGUGUGUGGCAACCAUCCACGUCAUAAACUGGCACCUACCCCUUCUUCCGGAAGUGGCCUCGGAUCGACUACUUGCCUUACGCUCCACGAUGACUACAACGCUAUAUCUCCUGUCUCACCCUAUUCCUCUCACGCUUCGAUCGCUCCUUCCAUUCUCGCCGAUAAUGAGGCGCCACCACUCAAAACACCCCACCCUGCUAACCCUACCCCCUCCCCUCCAUACCCGCCUUUUCACCCCCUUAGUAACUCCAAGCACUUAUGUGCCAUUUGCGGUGACAAGGCCUCCGGCAAACAUUAUGGUGUUUAUAGUUGCGAAGGCUGCAAAGGUUUUUUCAAGAGAACGGUUAGGAAGGAAUUAACAUACGCAUGUCGUGAAAACCAAAGUUGCGUAAUCGACAAAAGACAAAGAAAUCGAUGCCAAUUUUGUCGUUAUCAAAAAUGCUUAGUAAUGGGAAUGAAAAGAGAAGCGGUUCAAGAAGAACGAAAGAAAAACGACAGCGAAGUUGAGCCUAGUAGCUCAGCCCACAACGAUAUGCCUAUUGAGCAGAUUUUGGAAGCCGAACUUAGGGUUGACAAUUGUGGCGAUUCGUUUGUUGAUGCUCAAAAAGAUGCAGUGACAAAUAUAUGCCAAGCUGCUGAUAAACAAUUGUUCUGUUUAGUCGAAUGGGCCAAAUAUAUACCGCAUUUUAUGGAGUUACCCAUCGAAGACCAAGUCAAAUUAUUGAGAGUUGGUAAGCCAUCUUUUUUUGUCAGCAAUGCACCCCCUCCCCCCAGCUUAAUAAAAUUUUAACACCUUGAGGUAGCUAAAUAUUAAUGCCAGAAAAUAUUUGUAUAUCUAAUUUA
Molecule: messenger RNA, 2665 nt
Organism: Gordionus sp. m RMFG-2023
Lineage: Eukaryota; Metazoa; Nematomorpha; Gordioida; Chordodea; Parachordodidae
Product: glucocorticoid receptor-like
Exons: 5
Coding region: 234-2612 (792 amino acids)
Biological process (GO): regulation of transcription by RNA polymerase II; cell differentiation; anatomical structure development
Molecular function (GO): nuclear receptor activity; zinc ion binding; RNA polymerase II cis-regulatory region sequence-specific DNA binding
Source: RefSeq, a predicted model, not a curated record